GUACUGAGACCUACUGACUACCUAUACUUAUUUGAAUAAACAUAGAAAAGUUUAAUGGAUAAUUUUCCGAUUUGACCAAUUUCAACAUUCGCACAACUCUUUAUCGCUUAUUAGAGCAUUUAAUGAAAAAACUUACUUACUCAACUCUUAUCAAAUCUACUACUUUUGAUAAAAAUUUUAUAUUACUUAAAAUAUGAAAACAGAAAUACGAAAUUGUGAAAAAUCAUCGACUAGAAAUAUUGUGAAGCUGGUCCAAUGUCCAGGUAUCUUUUUAGUCUCAUUAUUUUUGAAUUGGUACACCUACACAUUCUUCUCGAGAGCGAUACAAUCAUUCGAAAAAUAGGUCAUAAAUUUUUAGAUGAAGGAUUUGUACCAUUGCUAUUUUCCCAUUUGCCAAAUUCUUCAGCACAGAUAUCAUACAAUAAAAUAAGACUCGGAGGAGGCACCUUACUCACAAGAGAUGAAGUUAUUGAUCAACCCAAAAUCAAAUAUUGUGGUAGAGCGGAAAAUCAUCACACUGUUGUGAUGGCUCGACCUGUCAUUCCAGAAGAUGGCGAUCCCAGUAAAUAUGAAGAAUUCGAUCAUUGGAUAGUUGGAAAUGUGCCAGGUUCAAAAAUACACAAAGGAGAUAUCAUAUUGCCAUACAAUAUACCACCAAAGAACAACGAUGAACUUUACCCUUACGUAAUUGCAGUCUUCGAGCAGCCGGGCAAACUAAAUUUUGUCAAUGAAAUAUACAACGAUACGUUGAAAACAGUACCUGGUUGUGUUCGUCUGAAACAGUUCAUCUCAAAAUACGAUCUCAUUGGGCCUACUAUCGCAAAUUACUUUUUUCUGUGCUAUUAGAAUUGGAGAAGAAAAUUCUAUAUUUUUAUUGAUAAGUACUGGUCUCUUUCCACUGCAAAACCAAGAUCCCAAUUUUGCAAUUUUAUAGUCAGAAAGUUUUUAAUAGUAUUAUUAAGGCAACUCACGCAACAUUAGGUUUUUUAAAUUACAGGUAAAAAAAAAUAUAAAUUUAUUCAACAAAAUAAAUAAAAAAAUUAAAAUACUAUCGAAAUCGA
Messenger RNA from Planococcus citri (citrus mealybug), 1061 nucleotides. RefSeq names its product phosphatidylethanolamine-binding protein homolog F40A3.3-like. The record is from RefSeq and is a predicted model, not a curated record. NCBI's taxonomy places the organism in Eukaryota, Metazoa, Arthropoda, Insecta, Hemiptera, Pseudococcidae. The transcript has 6 exons. Bases 256 to 846 code for a protein of 196 amino acids.